Messenger RNA from Trematosphaeria pertusa, 857 nucleotides. RefSeq names its product PLAC8-domain-containing protein. The coding region runs from base 368 to 835 and encodes 155 amino acids. The record is from RefSeq and is a predicted model, not a curated record. The transcript has 3 exons. Lineage: Eukaryota; Fungi; Ascomycota; Dothideomycetes; Pleosporales; Trematosphaeriaceae.
CUCUACGCCCGACGCCCCAUGCAGUGUUACCAAAUCCGCAUCCUGGGUUGCCUGGCGCACUGUCAUUUCCCAAGCCCGCUGCAGCAAUACUUAAAUACAUUGCGGCCUCGUGUCGUCUUGUGGUUUUCUUUCAUUGUGUUGGGAUUCCGCAACCGGUCAUCGCGUCGCUUUUCACGUGCUCGCUUACUUUCACCGACGUUGAAAGACGGUCACUUGGGAAAACACACAUUCCUUCAGCUUCACCCUAGCCUCUGGCCUGAUCGUCCCGGACUUCCAGACACUGAUAUUUAGUCGACUCCGCUGAACGUUCGCUCUUCCACUACCACAUUUUUCAUUCUCCGACUCCAAGUUUUAUACACCCGUCACCAUGACUACCAUCCAGAAACAAGAGUGGCACCACUCCGGUGCCUCGUGCUGCAGUCCAAUUGGCACUUGCUGCUUGGCUUGGUGGUGCCCCUGCAUUCUCUUCGGCCGUACCCGCUACCGAACCAAGAACAAUGGCAACAUGAGCGGCCAUUCCUGCUGCAACGGCUCCUGUGCUGCCUUCUGCGGUCUCAUGUGUCUCGGCGUCCCCUUCAUUCUCCCCUGGAUCAACCGCGGCGACAUGCGCGCCAAGUACCACCUCAAGGGCAACGGCUGCACCGACUGCCUCUGCGCCUGCUGCUGCACCCCGUGCGAUAUGGUGCAGCAGGAGAAGGAAGUCAUCUACCGCGAGAACCAGCCCUUGAUGCAGCAGCCGGGCAAGGAGCAUAUGAACUAUGCACAGCAGCAGUAUGCCCCGCAGCAGCAACAGUACGCCCCGCAGCAGCAGCAGCCGCACUUCCACCACGGUUAGAGCGCGCGUCGACGGGACGUGA